GGAAGAAAGAACUGCUAAGUUGAGAACUGUCAUCAGAGAUUAAAACAAACUGUUCAUUGCCUGUUUGCAGACCUGAAGGCGCAAGUCAAAAUUUGCAUUUGAGUUUCAGCCAAAACAAGCCAAAGGAAGUACAAUGUUCGCUCUAAAGCUUUAUGUGGUUGUGGCUGCUUGUCUUUUGAUCAUUACUGCUGAUGCUUUACCUACUGACGCCCUCUCUCGUCAAGAAAGAGGAUUUCGUAAUGCUGCUCUAUCAACUGCAAGAGGAUUUGGCAAACGGACAUUUCAAGAUUUCAAGGAUAAUGGCUUUGAUGGGUCUAUUCCUCUGGAUUGGUUUGCUGAUCAAUUGAACAGAAACCCCACCCUUGCUAAACUUGUGGCUGAAAAGAUUGUGAAUUUAAACGGUGACGGGUUUAUUUCCCAGGAUGAGCUGUACCAAGUCCUUUGAUGACGUCACGCUAAAGUUUUGUGUUCCGUUACAACAUUAGGUCCAGCUUUCCACUUGACUCUUGUGUUUGAACCAAGAUAAUGUGAUUUCCCUCAAUUAUCUGCUAAUUUUAUCGAUGUACAUACAUGUCAGGAAUGCCUAAGUAUGCCAUUACAGAGAUAACUUUUCGUUGCUAAGUUAUAUUUUGUUCGUAAUAAAGUCAACAGUAGUUAAGGAAUUGAAA
Molecule: messenger RNA, 668 nt
Organism: Limulus polyphemus (Atlantic horseshoe crab)
Lineage: Eukaryota; Metazoa; Arthropoda; Merostomata; Xiphosura; Limulidae
Product: allatotropin-like
Exons: 4
Coding region: 134-445 (103 amino acids)
Molecular function (GO): calcium ion binding
Source: RefSeq, a predicted model, not a curated record